Molecule: messenger RNA, 2829 nt
Organism: Plenodomus lingam JN3
Lineage: Eukaryota; Fungi; Ascomycota; Dothideomycetes; Pleosporales; Leptosphaeriaceae
Gene: CKS1
Product: Cyclin-dependent kinases regulatory subunit (Cell division control protein cks1)
Biological process (GO): regulation of mitotic cell cycle
Cellular component (GO): cyclin-dependent protein kinase holoenzyme complex; SCF ubiquitin ligase complex
Molecular function (GO): ubiquitin binding; histone binding; cyclin-dependent protein serine/threonine kinase activator activity
Source: RefSeq, a predicted model, not a curated record
AUGGCUGCUCCAGCAAGCGUAACUAUCAGGGACCUUCAGGGCAAGUGGGUCAUGAACAAGUCCCUCUCCGACGCCUUUGACCCUGUCCUCUCUCUCCAAGGCAUCGGCUGGUUGACCCGCAAAGCUCUGGGUGCAGCAACCGUAACCCAGUCUCUCAGCCAGUCCUCGGUGACUGGUGAAGACGGCCAGCCCACCACCAAGAUCCUCAUCGACCAGACCAUCACUGGUGGUCUCAAGGGCACAGCCGAGACCCGCAUCCUGGACUGGCACUACCGCAGUCACACCGACUGGCUGUUUGGCACGCUCCAGGGCCGCUCGCGUUACCACACAUUAACCAAGAUUCUGGAGGAGAGCAAGGGUCAAGGUGUGGUGGAAGAAGAUGCAAAGUACGUUACAGAGGGGUGGCUGAAGGAGACGGAGGACGGUGAAGUGCUAGAGAGCUUUGUGGACAACGAUGGGAACAAGUGGACAGGUUGGCAGGUGUGGGGCUUUGCCGAAGUCGACGGCAAAAGGAUGUUUGUGAAGAAAAUUGCUGUUCGACGAAAGGACAAGGAUGAGGUCAAGAGGGGUCACGAGAAUGUCUUAGUUCUAUCAAUGCCACUACUUCUCGAGUCUUCACAUGACGCGUUCGUCUCCAUAUUCGGCGUGGAAAUCCCUCGAGAGCAAGAUCAUACUUGUGAGAUAACGAGUAAUGCUAUAGCCAGGGGAUGCGGCUCACAAAAGACUGCAAUUAACUGCAGUGUACAUAUCACGACCGACGCCAGCUAUGCACGAGUAUCCAACAAAGCUCCUCCACAUUAUCAGCCACCAACUCAUUCAGACAUGAGAGUGUCCAUGGUGUUUGAACUUAUCAUUGCCUUUACAGUCCUGACGGCUACCAUCCUUGUCGCUCUUCUGCUAUACUUCUUCCAUCAUCUCAAGCGGCGCAGGGCUCAACAAAGUACAAACCCAGAUCACGAGGAAACCAGCCAAUACACACCAGCAGAACUUCUUUCACGCAGCUUGUCUCGUCGGCUGUUUCAUCGGCCAUUACCAACGGAGCGAGACGUUGAGCAGCAGCGCCUGUCCAUGAAAACGCCACCUCUGUUAUUACUACCAGAGAUCGAGACGAGCGACGAUCGGGCUCUUGAAUGGCUUGAAAAGGGAAAAUGCAAGGAGGUCCGUUUUGAGGACUUCGGCGUGGAACAUCCAUCCAAGACCUACCAGGCGAGGGGGGUCAUGAGCGACGGGGAUCUACGAUGGGAUUGGUCGAGUAGACAGAAGCAGAGGACAGACAUUGUUCCAGCCUCAACCACGAGGAACAAGUUGCGUGAGUCAGCCAUCCAGUCGGUUGGGCGGAUGGACAAAUGGAGUGGACACAGCAUGCACAGAGAUGGAGGCCUGUAUACAGCCUGGAAUCUCUUUCGCGACUGCUUUGACAUGUAUUUGUUUCUUGAUCGACCCCUAAACAGUGGAGCAAUUGUACAAAUGGCCUCACUGGCUCGCACACAGCUCGCUCUGGAUUUUGCUAGUUUACAAGUCACUUUCGUACAGUCUCCAAACACAUCACUAGAACAUAAGAUGCCAAGUAAUCCAGAAAGGCUGAUGUUCGACACUCACGCAGCUCCAAGCGCAGGAUCCAGUCAAACAUUUCGAGUGGAGCCUUGGCGUGGAGACUUACCUUCGGUGGUGGUCAUUGUCUCGAACACGCUAGACUCUCCUCACGUCAAGUCGAUCGCUUCAACAGAUGUCGGGUGGCUAGCCUGGGUCACGGAUGGCGAUUGGUACCAAUCGGCCGACACACAUGAGGAUAGCAGCACAACCAUUUCAGGUUCGCAUACAGCAAGACCGAGCACCCAGUCAUGGAUGGCAGUCCCGACCACGGCAGGAGUCCAUAACCCGCAUGAGACUAUUGCCAUUUCCGAACCAAGCACUGUAUCGAAAAUUGACUUGGUCUUCAUCAUCAUUGGCAGCGUCAUCGGCUUUAUCGUGAUCUUGGUUGUCAUGGCGCUAUGCUCCAUUCACUUUGCAAGAAGGCUCUCCAGACGCCAACAACAAAGGGCAUCUGAGGAAGCCGCGUUGGAGGAAGUUUUUAGAUCAGGCUCAAUCACGCCAAGAGGCCAAGGGGUCGGACUAGAAGGAUUGCAAGAGGCUUCAAAGUGCAAGCGGGAGGCCGAAGAAGUUGUGUUGCGUAUGCCUGAGACGCCCAAUAAAUCAGACCAAGAUGACUUGCGAGAGAAGCCUGCAUGUUUAGAUCGCGCCUGGAGCUAUUCUUUCUCUCCCCAUUCGCAACUCUGUGCAGCCCUGACCAACGUGACGACUGAAGACGCCCUCUGCUGGACCUAUUCGCCUGUUCGCCUGCUCGCUGCCACCGUUGCAGUCAGCCACCCAGAGCACCAGCGUUUAUUGUUGCUGCCCGCACCCGAUACAACCGCCCGCGUACCCCCGCCGCACGAGCACACGAGCUCUCCCUCCCUCGCGUUCUCAUAUCGCACCAUGACGGCCGACAUGGACAUUGAUUUUACGCGCCGGAACAAGAAGCCGCGCCCCUUGUCCGAACACGAAAAGGAGAAGCUCGACGAGUUCAUCGACGCCAUUCACUAUUCAGCAAGGUACUCGGAUGACGAAUAUGAAUAUCGCCAUGUACAGCUCCCGAAGCAGAUGCUCAAGAUGAUCCCCAAAGACUACUUUGACGGUGCGCGGGGUACCCUCAAGUUACUAUGGGAGGACGAGUGGCGGGCGCUCGGCAUCACUCAAAGCUUGGGCUGGGAACAUUACGAGGUCCAUGAGCCUGAACCACAUAUCCUGCUCUUCAAACGACCGAUCAACUACCAGCCUCCCGCGCAUUGA